Lactuca virosa is the source of this 983-nucleotide messenger RNA. Lineage: Eukaryota; Viridiplantae; Streptophyta; Magnoliopsida; Asterales; Asteraceae. The record is from the annotation of a GenBank genome assembly.
CUUUCACUUCCUUGUUCGCCCAUUUGGGAUUCGCUUCUUUGUUCAUCGGUUUAGAGCCACCUCCCUUCUGGAAGGUCUUGAAGGCAGCCGGUUCAGGUGGACUUUUCUUGUCAUCAGAUAGGGCCCUCUGUCUUUCGUCUUCAGCAACCAAGUGAUACACCACCCCCAUCGAAGGGAUAGGUGCAAUGGUUAUAGGAACAUUUUGGAAAAGGAAGAAUUGAGGACAUCUCAUCCCACAGUGUACGCAAUUUUGUAUAAUAAACUGAAACAGAGUUACCAUCUUGACGUGUGGCUGCAAUCUUCUGUUUCAACUCAUAUGCUCUUGGCGAACUCUCCUUUCCAAAGCGUUCAUGAAGAUCGUUCCAGAUUUCCGCAGCUGUGUUCGCAUAUUUCACACUAUCGCGUAUGCCCUUCUCCAUUGCAGUGGAAAUUCUCCAUCUCCUGCCUCCAAUCAGAAUAGUUUGCGUCGUUGCAAUGGGUUCGACGACUACGGCGGCGAGGGAAUAUGUGGAGAAGAUACGGAGGACGAAGUUCUCCAUCGACGGGGAAUCGAAUCCGUUUAUGGGGGAUCAUCAUCAUCAUCAUGCUGUUAAGAAUCUGUCUGCCAAGCUUUACACCAAGGACGUCCUUUUUCUAACGGAACUAAUCCAGAAUGCCGAGGAUAACGAGUAUCCAGAAGGAGUUGAUCCUUCCUUGGAAUUUGUGAUUACAUCAAAGGACAUAACAGAAACCGGAGCUCCAACGACAUUGUUAGUUUUCAACAACGAGAAAGGGUUUUCUGAUAAGAACAUUGAGUCGAUUUGUAGUGUGAGACUUUCUACUAAGAAAGGCAUUUGUCAGUAUGGUUAUAUAGGCCAGAGAAGUACAUUAUUCUUAUGUUUAUCUUAAUUUUUUAGUGUUAAUGUCAUUAAAUAGUAAUCAAGUUUCAACUUUGUUCCACCUUGAUACCUCAAACAUUUAUUUAAAAAGGUUUUACCACUCAA